UUCCCCUUGGUAAUGGCAGCUUUCUAUGAAGUGAAGACGUGGAAAGCUUCACAGGGAUAUUCACUGGAUUCAGUGUGCGAGUCGAACAAUAUUUGGUGAUAUCCAGCUAUGGUUGAAAGUACCUGUUCCUAGUUAGUGUUCUUCCAAAUUUUUCUGGUUUGAUGCUGGAGUGUGGUGCAAAGGUGUGAGCUGUGGGAUGUGGUCAGGCCCCCAACGGGUCCCCACCUCAUAAGACAGGUCAACAUGAUAGAUGGUGAGGGACCCGUGCCGGAUAAAGUUCAGCUAGCGGAGCUCGGACAGCCUACCACAGCCAUGGCUGGGGGUCAGAGAACGCGCAAGGCGAGCACGGCGGAGAAGGAGAAGAUGGGCCUGCUCAACGUGAGGGCCUUCACCUUCCUCAUCCUCUGGUAUUUCUUCAGCGCUUGCACACUUUUUCUCAACAAGUACAUUUUGGCUACGCUGAAGAGCGACCCUACUUUGCUUGGAGCCAUGCAGAUGGUGAUGACCACUGUGUUUGGCUUCAUCCAGAUGUAUUUGCCCCUGGGUAUGUAUACUCCCAUCGCAAGGGAGGGGAAGCCACCCAACUUCUGGAGGAACAUGAUCCUCGUCGGAACCAUGAGGUUCUCCACGGUUGUUUUAGGCUUGGUGGCUUUGAAGUUUGUGGCGGUGUCUUUCACCGAAACGGUUAAGAGCUCGGCACCGCUCUUCACAGUGUUCAUCUCAAAAGUGCUUAUAGGAGAGUUCACGGGGUUGUACACCUUCAUGUCUCUCGUGCCCAUCAUGAUGGGUCUGGCCCUGUGCUCAGCUUACGAGCUCAGCUUCAACAUACAGGGUUUUGUCGCUGCAUUAGCCACAAACCUAACAGAAUGUUUACAAAAUGUGUAUUCCAAAUUGUUAAUAAGCGGAGAAAAAUACAGAUACACGCCGGCGGAGCUCCAGUUCUACACAAGCAUUGCCAGCGUGGUGGUUCAGAUCCCAGCCUGUUUCUUCAUGAUGGACCUGGACAAGGUGCGGCACACGCUGGACAUGACUCUCCUCUCUUCGCUCCUCAUCAAUGGUGUCUUCUUCCACUUUCAGUCCAUCACAGCGUACGUCCUGAUGGACUACAUCUCCCCUGUCACUCACAGUGUGGCCAACACAGUGAAGCGAGCUUUCCUCAUCUGGCUGUCUGUGCUUCUGUUUGGCAACCCGGUGACCUUCCUCAGCGGGCUGGGCACGAUCACGGUGACCAUCGGCGUGCUACUCUACACCAAGGCCAAGGACCACGACCAGCGCCUGCUGGAGAUCCGCGAGAAGUACAAGAGAGACGCCGGGGACAAGGAGUUGGUGGUCAAGGAAGUCUGAUGACGGCUGGAGUGUUAGGAGAGUGAAUGUUAUGUGUAAACGAGGCUUAUGUAGAUAUAUAAAAAUAUAAAUAUAUAUUGCUUAGUAUGGCGCUGGUGGCUGACACUUUAGGAGAGUGAGAGUUUGAGUAAAGGAGGCAUCAUAUUUAUACAUAUAUAUAUCAUAUAUAUUUUUAUAUGAUGCCUUAUUGUUACGGUGAUGGCUGAAACGAUAGAUUGAGUGCGUGUGCAGAUAAUUUCGAUGAUGGAGGUUGUGAUAAAUUUCACUGUCUGAUUCUUAUUUGGUGAGGGAUAAAUGGCAAAGACAUCCCAGAAGAUUUCAAGAUGAAGUUUCAACCCCUUGUGCAAUGAGUUUGCGGCACAAGAAAUUCAGAAAAGGAAUCACUGUGCGUGCCACCCCAACAUGGAUACAGCUCAGUCCAUUUGUAUUGGCUUUUCUGUGUUGUGUGGGAGGAUUAAGAGAAACUGUUGGUCACACACUUUCAAAGGCUUUCUAUACGGCUUGCUGUAGAAAAAAGAUUCUACGAAUGUCUGGUACACUUUUAUCGUAUGUGGACGAAGACAAGCAAAGACUGAAUCAUCAUACUCAUGUAGGAUGUGUUUGUUCAUUUUUCUUUUGCUGACUUGCCAACCAGGAUGCUGCUGUGUAUCUUAUUAGUUAAAAAUAAAAAACCAAUGAAAAUGUACCGAUGUAGGAAGAGCAUUCGUUAUGCAUUUUAUGUUUGGGUCAAAUCCCCCUAUCCCUUAUCUCGUCCUGAACUGCGUCUUUGGUGUAGCGUUUGACUCCUCACCAUUGCGUAUAGAAAACGUAAGUUCAGUUUUUAUGUAGAAAAGGUUUUUUAAAAAGUACUUCCAUUUAUCUGUUACCACAUUGUAUUCCUCUCGGCCCAGGUCGAAACUUGAUAGGCAGGGCUGAAGCAGCCAGUCUGGUAAAUAAUCUAAAUUGUGUGGAUAAAGGCGUGAAACAUCUUCAAUUCUAUGGAACUAAAUGAAACAUUGAAAAUUUUAUUUCUGAAAUAGGCAUCUGGUUGGCAAGCAUAAUCUUUUCCCCACUGCCUUACAUGUAUUGAGAAGGGAUGGGAUUACACAACACAGUCCAAUGAUUCAGAUUGUUGGCUUCACUACUGUUUGUUUUGUAAGUUCGUUGGGAACUGGGAUCUCUUAGAAAAUUACUAACUUGGUAUGGUGUGUCUUGAACUCUAUAAGCUCCAGUCUUUCUUAAUGAGUGUGUCUGUAGUUAUGUGUACAACUGAGGAAUGAAGUAAUAUAAGUCUGAUGGAUGAAAAAAGACGAGGUGGCAUUUGCUUCACUGCUGGAAGAAAAAACAAAUCUCGUGUUUGAUAAUAUCUUCAUUGGCUGGUACCUCUGGCUCCCUAUAUAUUUCCUGCAGAAACUCUGGUCAAGAGAUCUCUUGAUGUUUAUAUGUCUCUCGUUAUGAUUUUGUAUUACUUUUUAGCUAUUGUGUGCUUCAAUUUUAGUAUGAGUUAUAUGUCCUAGAAUGGGGGUAGUGAGAAACAGAUGGUUUGAGGGUGCCAUUGGGAGGUCCUGCUUGUUUACUCUCUCCGUUUGUUCUGUCUUUUUGCUAGGUCUAUUUGCUUCUUUCCUGUGUAGGAAAGAGUGGUGUAAAAAUGUCAGUGACAAUUCCUGUUGAUGUCAUAACCCUUAUCUUUUUUUUUCUUUACCCCCAGCACCUGGUAACUUUUUGUGUGUGUUUAUUUGAUGUCUUCUAGAAAACCAAAAGAAUAGAAAAUACAUUGCCUGUGCUUCUUUUCUGGUCCCUUUUGGGGGGAGGGGAGACAAGGAUUCAUGAGCUUAAUUGAAAUAACAAAAUCGAGUCACAAAGUUUUAAAAUCAAUUUCUAUUUACAGGAGCUAGAUAGCGUGUUAAGGUAAAGAUCUGCUUUGACUAUUCUGAGCAAGGGAAGUUUCCUACUGAGCAAAAUUAUCAAAGCUUAAGGACUACUAGACUGCUUUUGUGUGUUUUUAAUUAAAAGUGUAAUAUUCCUCUGAGAGAAUAGAAAUUUUCCUUGUAUUUCUGCGACUUCGACUUCGUUUGUUGCUAUGAUGAUUCCUCCUCGUAGUGUUCUAUCCUAGUGCUUUGUAUAGCCUCUAGAGUGUGCGUUUGGUUGGCAGAAGACUUCAGACAGGAAACAAUGCUUAUUUGCUUUUGUUUUCAGCAGUGAAAUAAUAAAAGUGUAACCCUGUGUGUAUAGCAAGAGUUGAGAUGUGUAAUGUGUUGUAAGAGGCAUGAUGGAGAGAGGCAAAGGUAGGCAAGAGCAACAUAUCUUUAUUGCCGUAAGUUUUUGUUGCACUGGACACGGUCAUGGUAGGGCAUUAUUUCUGAGAAUGAAUGGAUAUAGGAUUGAGUACAGAGCCAUGAUUAUGAUUGUCAAUGUCUGUUCCAGAACCAGUGCUUGAGAGAGAGCGAGAGAGUAAAUGGUAGUGACUGGAAAGGUAGGUAGUAGCAUUUUCAAAUGAGGGUUUUAAGCAGCAGAUGGUACGAGGGUAGUAUUUUACUUUUGUGAAGACUCAUUUCGUUGUGGGUCAACUUGUUGCAUUGUUGCUGUACAGAGAUGGGAAAAUUAUUUUAUUUUUUCUUUGUUUGUUUUUUUCUUUGAUACCUUGAUUGCUCACUAUUGAUUGAUUGAUUGAUUGUUUGAUGGAUUGAACACCUUAUAUUGCCACUUCAAGUAUGCAUGUGAUGAAUUAUUAAAUCAUAUGUAUUGCUUUAUGUGUAGGUGUAUGGAUGUGUGUUUUACAGUAUUGUAUAUGUCAUUUGAUUUAGGUUGUUUUUUUGUUUUUUUUUAAAUCUCAGAAUUGUAUAAUUGUGACUUAAAUGGUUUCCUGUAAACU
Molecule: messenger RNA, 4195 nt
Organism: Aplysia californica (California sea hare)
Lineage: Eukaryota; Metazoa; Mollusca; Gastropoda; Aplysiida; Aplysiidae
Product: solute carrier family 35 member E2A
Exons: 7
Coding region: 244-1344 (366 amino acids)
Cellular component (GO): Golgi apparatus
Molecular function (GO): antiporter activity
Source: RefSeq, a predicted model, not a curated record